This is a messenger RNA of Anoplopoma fimbria (sablefish), 1584 nucleotides long. Its product is annotated as chromaffin granule amine transporter-like. Lineage: Eukaryota; Metazoa; Chordata; Actinopteri; Perciformes; Anoplopomatidae. The record is from RefSeq and is a predicted model, not a curated record. Gene Ontology annotation, cellular component: terminal bouton; synaptic vesicle membrane. Gene Ontology annotation, molecular function: serotonin:sodium:chloride symporter activity; xenobiotic transmembrane transporter activity. Gene Ontology annotation, biological process: xenobiotic transport; transmembrane transport; aminergic neurotransmitter loading into synaptic vesicle.
AAGAGAAUGAAAGCAGACAUGCCGUGGCUGCGUCAGAGUCGAGGUUCUCCCAGACUGGUCCUGGUGGUGGUUUGUGUCGCUCUGCUGCUCGACAACAUGCUGCUCACUGUGGUCGUGCCGAUCGUGCCGACCUUCCUCUACGCCAUGGAGCAUCCCAGUCCGGAGCCCCAGACCGCCCAGCCCUCCCUGCUCCCUCUGCCCAGCCGCGGAGCACCGAUCCUGGGUUCUCCAUCGGAGCAGAGCCGGUCGUCUCCUCUGGUGUCUCUGUUCGACAACUCCACCUUCAGUCUGCAGGAGGUCUGGACCGAACCGCCCACGGACCAGACCGGACCCACCACAGACCUGCAGCUCAACCAGACCUCAGUAGGUGAUGACGCCUCCUGUCUCCAGGACAGCGUGUUUCUGGAGGAGGAGAACGUUCGGGUCGGCCUGUUGUUUGCCUCCAAAGCUCUGGUCCAGCUGCUCAUCAACCCCUUCGUCGGCCCGCUCACCAACAGGGUCGGGUAUCACAUCCCCAUGUUCGCUGGUUUCAUCAUCAUGUUUGUGUCAACCAUCAUGUUUGCGUUCUCAGGGACGUACGCUCUGCUGUUCUUCGCUCGCUCUCUUCAGGGGAUCGGCUCGUCCUUCUCUUCAGUGGCAGGGCUGGGUAUGUUGGCCAGUGUGUACACAGACGAUGAGGAGCGAGGCAUCGCGAUGGGCAUCGCUCUGGGAGGACUGGCGAUGGGAGUCCUGAUUGGAGCUCCGUUCGGCAGCGUGAUGUACGAGUUCGUGGGGAAGAGAGCUCCGUUCCUGAUCCUCGCUCUGCUGGCUCUGUUUGAUGGAGCGUUACAGCUGUUCAUCCUGCAGCCUUCAAAGAUCUGUCCUGGGAGUGUGGAGGGUACUCCGUUACUGACGCUGUUAAAGGAUCCGUACAUCCUCAUCAGUGCAGGUUCUCUGUGUUUUGCUAACAUGGGUGUUGCCAUCCUGGAGCCGACUCUUCCCAUCUGGAUGAUGCAGACAAUGUGUUCCCCUAAAUGGCAACUUGGUAUGGCCUUCCUUCCUGCCAGUAUCUCCUACCUGAUAGGAACAAACCUGUUCGGUAUUCUGGCCAACAAGAUGGGACGGUGGCUCUGCUCCAUGAUAGGAAUGUUUAUCGUUGGAAUCAGUCUGAUGUGUGUUCCUUUUGCCACCAGUAUCUACGGUCUGAUUGGUCCAAACGGAGGUCUGGGCUUCGCUAUAGGUAUGGUGGACUCCUCCAUGAUGGCCAUCAUGGGUUACCUGGUCGACAUCCGUCACGCCUCCGUCUACGGCAGCGUGUACGCCAUCGCUGACGUGGCGCUGUGUAUGGGGUUCGCUAUCGGUCCGUCCACAGGGGGCGCUCUGGUGCAGGCGGUGGGGUUCCCCUGUCUCAUGGUGUUCAUCGGGGUCAUCAACAUCCUGUACGCUCCGCUCUGCUUCCUGCUGCGUAACCCCGCCGUCAGAGAGGAGAAGAUGGCGAUCAUCGACCAGGAGUGUCAGAUGCACAGGAAAAGCUACAACACACAGAAGGAGAGUCGUGAGUUUCCUCUGAGUGACUACAGCGAAGAAGAAGAGACUGAGGAGUGA